GAGGAUGGGAGAGGCUCUAGCAGUGGAUCACCGAUCCACGGAAAGAGCCGAAGAUGUCGGCUCGGUCAUAUGAUCAGCUGUGUCCAAUCACAGCUGAUCACAUCAGCGCCACCUGUCAGUGUCCAUCAGUGCCAGCUCUCAGUGCUCAUCCAUGCCACCUGCCAGUGCCCAUCAGUGCCACAUUUCAGUGCCCAUCAAUGCCACAUAUCAGUGCCCAUCUGAGCUGCCUUUCAGUGUCACCCAUCAGUGCCAGUCAGUGCCACCUAUCAAUGCCAAUCAGUGCCACCUAUCAGUGCCAGUCAGUGCCGCCUAACAGUGAGCAUCAGUGCCCGUCAGUGCCACCUAUCAGUGCCGCCUAUCAGUGCUAGUUAGUGUGACCUAUCAGUGCCGCCUAUCAGUGCCAUAUAU
Molecule: messenger RNA, 408 nt
Organism: Staurois parvus
Lineage: Eukaryota; Metazoa; Chordata; Amphibia; Anura; Ranidae
Source: the annotation of a GenBank genome assembly